This is a messenger RNA of Exserohilum turcica Et28A, 573 nucleotides long. RefSeq lists its product as uncharacterized. The transcript has a single exon. The coding region runs from base 1 to 573 and encodes 190 amino acids. The record is from RefSeq and is a predicted model, not a curated record. NCBI's taxonomy places the organism in Eukaryota, Fungi, Ascomycota, Dothideomycetes, Pleosporales, Pleosporaceae.
AUGUGUCGAGCGUGCUCAAUCGUAAAAAGCACCACACGCCUCUGUUCCUGGCGAAGCAGCCACUCGGAUAUCCCGUCUGAAGUGGAAAUGAAGGAUUUCCUCGCCUCAACCACGUCAAGAGAAACUACAUCACAGCCGCCAUUGCCAUGUAGCUCGACCAGUACAGUCUCGACCAGUACAGCCUCGACCAGUACAACUUCGACUAGUACAACCUCGCCCUACGACGACGAACUCGGACCCACGAUGCGAGCCGCAGUUUUCCAAGACGCCGCCAUUUUCGAAAAUGCAGGCCCAGAGCGACCCGAGGAGACUAGCUGUGGUGGUGGUGGUGGUGAUGGCAAUGACGACAAUAAUGGUGAUGGCCAUGAUGCCAAGAGCGGGAUUUGGUACGUGCAUGGCAAGAAAGUCGCUUCUUUCCAAGUCUUGUGCAAGGAUGAUGAUGAGGAUGAUGAUGAGGAUGAGGAUGCAGGGAAUAAGGCGAGGGCGAAAGCGAGGGCAAGGGCAAGGGCAAAGGCAAGGGCAAGUUGGGGCGUAUGGCUGUUUUGGCAGAGGUUGUGGUACAAAGCGAGGUAG